AUGGGAAACUCACCCACACGUGGUGGUCACGACGACGGGGCUCGCGAUAGCAAUGUGACCAGCUUCACAGCUCUGAUUGAGCACCACCGCGGCAGGGCUCGAUCUGAGUCCCCAAAGAAAACACACUGCAAGCAGCCUUCCGUCGCUUCCUCGGCUGAGCGCAGGGCUCGAAGACGUCCAACACCACUGGACCUGAGCGACGCCCGCAAGUACGGCGAGAUCGUUCGCCAGCGUCGCGGAGUGCAGGCCAUCCACUUCCCCAUCACCCCAGCUGAAGCCCUGCUCCGUCAGGUUAACCAAGACGGUUCCUCGUCGGUAUACUCGGCCGACACGCCGCCCUUCGACGGGGCUCCAACUGUGAGCCCCCUGCGCGUCACCAAACGCAUCAACGUGCUCAAGUCUUACAAUGACUGGAAGGUGACCAACACACCUCAGCUCAUGUCUCCCCCGGAUAUCCGUUCCGCCCGAUCCAAGAGCGUGUCCCAGAUCGGACAGCAGGACGAUCUGAUGAUACUGCCUGCUACCACCUACCAACAGCCACCGCCUACGCCGCCUACUUCGGAGGGCAAGCGCGGUCUUAUCAAGUCUGCCACAGUCACCGAUAUGCGAAGAGAGCCGGUGACUGCUCAUACGGACCAGUUCACGCCUCUGACUCCGUGGAUCAUGGGAGGAGAGGGCAAGAGAAAGGCAUCCAAGACCCUAUUUGGAACCCAUGGCUGGCUCCACGACACCAAGGAGAAAACAGCAUCUGCAGAAGCUCGAGUCCACAAGCCCAGCAGCUUCUUCGAUGGCAUCAAGAAGAAGGCCCGAGAAUUUGCCGAGAAGGCGGACUUCAAGACGGCCCGCCGGCUGCAGGGCCCCAGUCGCGUGACCAUCUCGCUGGACCCGCGCGAGCAGUCGCUACUGUACUGCGAGCUCGAGUUCAUCCUGAGCAACGCGCUAGACGCGUACAUCAAGUCGCAGCUCAACGGCGGGCGGCUGGACCCGGACAAGCUGAAGAAGGUGGCCGACGGGUGGGCGUCACGGGGGCGGCCGCGCGUGGUCGGCUUCCGGUACGACCUCGAGACGCAGCUCGAUCUGGUGGCGCUGCACACGGCCCAGUUCCGCUUCUACGGCGCGCGCAUGAUCAGCGAGCCCGCCGUCGCCGGCCUGCUGGCCACGCUGCGCAACGACGCCCGCACCAUGCGCGUCCGCACCCUGUGCCAGCCCGACAGCGUCGUCGCCAAGCACAUCGUCGACAGCCAGGCGCUGCUGCAGCUCAUCGGCAGCGCCGAGAGCUUGCAGAUCAGCCUGGCUGAGGUGAGCCAGUUCUUCAAGGUCGUGCUGGAGCGGGAGAAGGCGCUUUCGGAGAGAGAGGGUGCCGCCUAG
Neoarthrinium moseri is the source of this 1368-nucleotide messenger RNA. RefSeq lists its product as uncharacterized. Lineage: Eukaryota; Fungi; Ascomycota; Sordariomycetes; Amphisphaeriales; Apiosporaceae. The record is from RefSeq and is a predicted model, not a curated record. The coding region runs from base 1 to 1368 and encodes 455 amino acids. The transcript has 2 exons.